Messenger RNA from Melospiza georgiana, 5476 nucleotides. Its product is annotated as cilia- and flagella-associated protein 251-like. The transcript is spliced from 4 exons. The record is from RefSeq and is a predicted model, not a curated record. NCBI's taxonomy places the organism in Eukaryota, Metazoa, Chordata, Aves, Passeriformes, Passerellidae. The coding region runs from base 2783 to 3481 and encodes 232 amino acids.
UAAAAACUCUGCUAAGCAAUUGCUGGUUUAUGGCUGCUUGGCAGAACACCACACAGCAACAGACAUUUAACUACCUAUCUCAUUCUCAACUCUCUUUAAUAACCUUCUGUGUGGAUUUUUAACAGUUUCCAAGGCAACUGGAAACAAAAACAUCUCUGUAAAGCAGAGCUUCCUAGAACUCUCCACUUCAAAUGGUACACAUAGUAAUUACAGCUUUCUCUUCAUCACUGAGUUUUCACCAGAUUUCAAAAAGAUCUGCAACUAAAUUUGUCCCAUCAGUGGGACAUUUUGAGAUUUUCUUCUCUAGAAAUAUAGAAUGAUCAUGGCAAACAUUAUUUUGACUUCUUGAGGAGAUGUGGAAAGAUACCAUAAGCCUUCCCUUCUCAAAUGCUAAUUAUGAGCAGCCCAUCUGGCAGAGCUGUUUCCAUAAACUAAGCAGGAGGGGUCUACAAUGAAACAAUUACAGAAAUACAGAGAAACCUAGUUGGCAGCUGUUGUUUGAGCAAGAUCUGCCAUGAGAUGUGUCUCAGUCUUCAGUGAGACUUUUAGCCAGAGCAUGGCAUCAGGUGAGACAACAGUAUAGAACAGAGGGAAGUUUUUUCCCCUCUCUCCUGUGGACAUAGGACCAUAUUUUUUGUAGAGCAAUUUGAAAAGAAAUGUCUUCAUUCUGUAUUAACCUGCCCAAAGAAAAGCCAUUAGCAGCCAUUUUAGCAGAAGACAGUUAUACGCCCUGAGUUAUACCUACUAAAGCAAUAUUUUUGCCAAAACCAGUGCAAGUAAAGUCAUUUGUCCCCAUAAGCUUGGAAACAGCAAAUUUAUAUUCAAGAAUGUCUAGUUAUGAAGGUCUGGAUUUACAGGAAAACCAGAAUAAAUGCAUGAAAAUAAAUCAGAAAAGACAACUCUUCAAAAAUAUGUGUAUUGUGUUAAAUCUGCAAGGCUGUAUUUUCUAGAUUGCUGUUCUGCUGUACUGAUUUAUUAUACUAUAGGUACAAAAUGUUUAAGGCUGUUUCAUAGUAACAACCACAGUUUUGUCCUUGAAGAAACUGGAACCUCAAGCUUAAAUGAAACCAGUUUGAAAUAUUUCACUUGUAUGCUCUCUACUACUUUUGACUUUGUAUGCAUGACCUUGGCACAGACAGCUUCUCUCUGUCUCAACUUUAGAGGUAUUGAAGGUAUUCUUUCAGCAUUACCUUUUUAUGAAAAGGAAUUUAGAGUGAAAUAAGAAAAUAAACCCCCUGAAGCAUGAUGAAAGAGAAUAAUGAAGAGAUUAUAGGUAUAUAUAUGCAUAUAAGUAUACGUAUAUAUGUACUUUAAUUAGUAGCCUAGGUUAUUAGAUUAUUAAAUUCUUCAGGUAUAAGUUUGAAUGGUCAGAUGAUGCAUCCUUUAAGGUAAAAGCAUAUGUGUAGUAUAACAAUCUCAGAUCCUUCCCUGCCAUUGGUAAAAUCUCUAAACCAUGCCUGUAAAUGGGCAAGGAGAAAUAACAGUAACAGAACUGUGCUAUCAGAGUUAUGAUGCCAAAUUUGCUAUUUUAGGAGUACCAGAUGAGGUGGCAGCCAGAGACACCUGUGAAAAGCUGCAGUAAAUGGAAAUGGGGUCACUCUGGGAAGCUGUUCAGUUAAACAGGUGGCUUCCUUGGAGUAAAAGGAGUGUCUCUCUCCUCCAUUUUUUGUAUUUUGGAUGAAGAGCAUGGCUCAAAUAAAUUCAUCUAGUGUGAUUUAAGUGCUGUAGGCUGUGAGCUGGGCUCCAGAAUGAUGCAGGUCUCCAUAAGUCCCCUGCAAGGAUGUCUCAGAUUCCUGGGAUAUGUGAGUUGGGCUUAGCAAAGGAGUUCCACCAAAGGUCUCUGUGUUCAAACUUCACUGGUGGUCUCCUCCUCAUCAGCAAGGACCUUCUAAUGACCAUGAGAGCAGCUGGGGAGACAACAGGCAAAAGUCCAAAGAAGUAAGAGAGAAUAGGGAAAACAUUAACAACAGAUGGGAGACAACAUUUGGAACCAGCUGUAGGAAGGAGUUCAAUGUAAGACUCCUUACCACACUUCCAAAAGGGUGUGCAGGUACUUCCCACCACUUUCCACAGUGACCUUGGCUGCAGUGGAACACAAAUGUUCUCCUCUGGGCACUGCUGUGCCUUCACUUGAGUUGUCCUUGGAAGCCCUUGGCUUAGGCCUUUAUAUUCCUGCAAUGGGAUGGAGAAUGCUUAUUUAAAUAUUGCAUUUUAUGCUGUUAUAAGUACAUACUGGCAUAAUAAUGACAGUCUGAUUGAAGGGAGUAAGAAGGAUAUAAUUGAUUCAUUUUUCCACACAUUUUACAGAAAUAACAUUCGUGCUUUUAAAUAUUUAUUUUAUAACGCCCUUGGCCAUUUUAUUUUUACUAUAUUGAAGUUUAUCUUAGGCUGAAAAUAAUUUAAAUUCAAAUUACAAUGUCUGUACUGAAUCACAUAAAUCAAAGCUUUGUAUCUGGCAUUUCUUCAUUAAUUUUCUUGAGAAAAAGAUUUGAAUUUUUUUUCAAUGUUGGAAUUAUUACUGCUUGUGUCAAUUAUGCUAAUUUAAAACAUUUAAAAGAAAUACUUUAUUUCCAGAAAUAAUUUCUUUUCAUUGCUUUUUCUUUAAGGAGGCACAUAUUGGCAAAACAUAAGUUAGCUGCACUCCUAAUGUUCCCUGGAGGUCAGUUUUUAAAAACAGAUUAAAAUUAGCAAACUUUGAUUGAGAUCUCCUGUGCCUGUUCUUAUUCUAUCUCCUUACAACAUUCCGUUUUGAGUUUUCUUGUUAGUCAAAUUCUGAUGUGUGAUGAACUGGUAUGGGAUGAGGAUCAUGAUCAUUCUACACCUUGAGUUUCAAAAUUAUGUUUUGGCAAUUUUGUCCAAGGAACAAAACUUCUAUGGAGAUGAAGAAAUAGAUGAUGAUGAGGAAGAAGAAGAAACAGAAGAAGUAGAAGAAAUAGAAGAAGUAGAAGAAGUAGAGGAAGUAGAAGAAGUAGAGGAAGUAGAAGAAGCAGAAGGAAAAGAAGAAAGAGAAGGAGAUGAAACUAAAGAAAGCACAGAGAAAAAAGAGGGAAAAGAGGGAAAAAAUGAAAAAGAAAAGGAUCGUAAAUCACCUGAGGGAGAGACAAGCAGUUCUAGUAGCACUGUGGAAACUGGAGAGACAGAGGAGACUACUCAGAAAGAGACCAUCAUUCAGCAGGAGAAGGAAAGCACUGACAAUCAUGCUGUGAACAGUUCUUCAGAGAACACUGAGGACCAAAAAACUGGAGUGGGGAGAAAAAAGUUUUCCCUGUUUAAGCGAAAGCCACUGACAAGCCAGAAGAAUGUAUGUAGCAGAAAGGAAGACAGCUCUGCAAAGCCACUGCAGAGUGAAGAAAAGGAAAAGGAAGAUUUAACUGGUGAAAGCAAUAAAGAUGAAAAUCAGAAUCAUACACUGGAGAAUUCCAGUGAAACUGUGACUAACCAGGACAGAAGGAUGAAAGUUAAUACAUGUACAUUGCUGUAAAACUGUUGUAAUAUAAGAGAAUGUGACAGUCUUAAAGCAUACAGUGCAAUUUUUACUUGAAAACAGGUAUGACUCGAGAUGUUGAUGGCUGCUUUUUUUUAAUUGAUUGGAUUGCUGUAAUUUUAAAUAGGCAGAUGAUUUUCUUGGUAUUUAUUGGUAAUUUUAAUAGGUCAAAAUUAUAUACUUAUCAGCACCUUGCUGGAGUUCUGUGGCCUUACCUGUUGAUGUUCUAAAGCAAAAUAUGGGGUUUUUUAAUGUGAAGAGUUGAAUACAGGCAUUUUAUGGUUUUUGCUAAAUAAUUUUCUUCUGUUUCAGUCUACAGAGUACCACUUUCAGCAUGACACUCUUGCAAAAUUAUAAUAUUCUAUAUAUUACUUGGUUUAACAACCUAGUCAAGAAUAUUUAAGGUACUCAGAAAUAUACAUCUUUCUGUUUUGACAUAGAAAAAAUAGCAGUAAAACUUUCAAGUUACCUUGUAGGCCAUUAUGGAAGAAGUUACUUGAGUAUGUGCCUAAUUUCACUCAUGGCAGCAGUCCCAGUGGAAACUGUGUAAGGAUGGAAGUAUCCUGCCAAACUGGGACAGGGAGAAAGCUUUUAUUUCUGAGAAGUGCUGAAAACCUUUGCUCCUGCUGAAAUUGGCAUAAGCUGAUGGGCCUCUCUCCUAUGGGAUCAGGCCCAGGGAAAACUGGAAACCCUCAUUCUUGUUUCACUUGGAUUCUAAUCCUGUAUCCUCUAAAUAUCCACACCUUAAUGUGAAGCUUUUCUCACAGGAAAAUAAUGCAACCAGAGGUACUGUGGCAUCAGUAUGACAGGCUGAUCAUUAUGGGGUAAAUAUUCAUGUUUUUCUCAGGCAGACUGGCUUUUCUUCAGAAGGAAACAGGAGGAGCCAAAAGUCAGUACAAAUAAAAACUGCUUAACACCACUGUAGCAUUAAGAAGCAGGAGUUCUUUAUUCAGCCUGAUGCUCAAGGGGAUAUUUCCUCUAAAAUAUUGUGCAGGCUGAGUACAGAAAAGGCUCCUGUUUAGAUACUGUAUUUUUCAUACAUAAUCAUUGAUUUUCCAAGAAGAAACAUACACAUGACAAAUAAUUUCCCUGAAAUCAAGAAUAUAUUUUCCCUCCCAUUUACACACAUUCUUCUGUCCUGGAGGUCACUCUGCUGGUCCCUGGUGGUCAGUGACCCCUCAGUGAUCCCUGACCACACAGUGAACUGGUGAAAGGUGGGACAACUGGGCUGGUUGCUUUCCAGUUCUUCCUUCAAUUUCCCCAGUUUCAGAGUUGCUUAAAUUUUAUACAAUAGGUCAGAAGUGUCCAGAAUUUAUUUAAUCCCAGGAGUUGGUUCACCUGCAUGCUUUGUCCUUUUAAGUAUGGCAGGUGCCCAGAUUCUUUCACAGGGCUUCCUCUGUGCUACCACAAUCAUCAUACUAAAAACCUGGAUGCUUGGCUCAUCCUUUGCCAGAGUUAAUUAGGAUCCUUUUGGGUCUUUUAUUUUACUUUGGGCUACUCCUGGGUUCUGCAGUGAACCUUACAUGAGGGGUUGUUCCUCCAUUAUAUUUACAUAUUUUCUUAUUUUUCUGAAUGCACAUGUGGUUUCUGUUCCACUUGGAUACUGUUGAGAAGAGUAAAGUGGAAAAGGAGAAAUAAAGUAAAUGGUGCCCUCAUUAAUUUAAAUAAACUUUAAUUAUUUUUUUAAGGGGAGAUCAGUUGCAGAAAUUGUUACUGUAAGAACAAUUUCUUUUUUAAAGGUGAAAUAAUUUAGUGAGAAAUAUUACUUUAAAAUGGGAAUUACCCUCAAAUCUAACACUACAGAAGUUUAUGCAAUGGACUGUAAGCUGCUGUAUGUCUGAGCAGUUUCAGGGAUUGGUACAUUUAUCUUGUCCACAUACUUUGCUCAACAAGAAGCAGGAAUAUAUUAACCCAUUCCAAUGUCUUUUCUACAUGUCUUAAUUUUUAAUAAAAAAGAUUAAACAAAUAAAACAAUUUAUAUGUGCAUGUGUA